Messenger RNA from Puccinia graminis f. sp. tritici CRL 75-36-700-3, 423 nucleotides. RefSeq lists its product as uncharacterized. The transcript has 4 exons. NCBI's taxonomy places the organism in Eukaryota, Fungi, Basidiomycota, Pucciniomycetes, Pucciniales, Pucciniaceae. The record is from RefSeq and is a predicted model, not a curated record. Gene Ontology annotation, biological process: amino acid transmembrane transport. Gene Ontology annotation, molecular function: amino acid transmembrane transporter activity. The coding region runs from base 1 to 423 and encodes 140 amino acids.
AUGGCCAUCAUGCUUUCGACUCCUUUACAACUGUUUCCCGCUGUCAGAAUUAUGGAGAACGGCUUGUUUCAGUCUAGUGGGAAAUACUCUAACCAAGUCAAAUGGAAAAAGAACUCGUUCAGAACUUUGACUGUUUUUGGUUGUGCAUUGAUCGCCUGGAUGGGUGCGGCAGACUUGGACAAGUUCGUCUCGUUAAUCGGAUCGAUGGCUUGUGUUCCUCUCUGUUUCUGCUACCCCGCUAUGUUGCAUUAUCGGGCUAUCGCUAAAACCGCUCGUCAGAAAUUCCUCGAUAUUUGUCUCUUCCUGUUCGGGUGCUUUGCGGCUGUUUACACUUCUUAUCAAACCUUGGUUAUGCUCAUUAAUAGUCCGAAUACUCCCGGCUCUUCUCAACCGCCUAAGUUCGGUAAUUGCGUCGUUCCUUAA